CACUUGAUAAGAAAUGUAGACGAGAAAGACACGGUUGAUUCGUUUCAUUGUCGACCAUUAUUGUCCAAAUAAUUUAUUAUAGAAUAAUUUGAUUAAUACGAAAUCGUAGGUUGAAAUGUUGAAUGGAAUUAUAAAAACACAAACCAAACCCACCCUAUAAACUUAACUCCUGUCUGUCUGACUGAUUGCCAUUGGAUCUGGAUCCAUCAAUCAUCGGCAUUAAGUAAUUAAUUAUUAAGUAAAAUUAGAUGGGAGAAGAAGUAACAACGGAUCAAAUGGAUCAAGCAUCAAAUUCGGAGAAGAUGGAAAAAGAAGCGAGUAGAAGGAGAUUGAGCAGGAAAAAGUCAUCGGUAUCAGCUUCACGUUCAUUCAAGCUAAGAAGCGAGAGCUUGAAUUCAUUGAGGCUAAGGCGUGUGUUUGAUCUGUUUGACAAGAACAAAGACGGCCUCAUCACUGUCGAUGAAAUCAAACAGGCACUUGUACUGCUUGGCCUUGACGAAGACAAGGAAGAUGAUCAUAAUAAUGAUGACAUAGAGCUCCACUCCAUUGUCACCUCCUUCAUCAAGCCUGGCUACCACGGCCUCGCUUUCGACGAUUUCGAGUCCCUUCACAACUCCCUGCACACCACCUUCUUCUUUGACUGCCAUGAUCAUAAUGAUCACUUUCAAGAUGUAACCCAUCACCAACAAGAUCAGGUGGAAUCUGAUCUCAACGAAGCUUUUAAGGUGUUCGACUCCGAUGGCGACGGAUACAUCUCCGCCACUGAGCUUCAGCAAGUGCUUUCCAAAUUGGGUUUCCCAGAGGCACAACAAGAGCUCCACCACAUCCAGCACAUGAUCUCCUCCUUUGAUGACAACCACGAUGGCCGUGUUGAUUUCUUCGAAUUCAAGCAUAUGAUGUCCCGUACCCUUCUUCUUCCUUCUGCUUAAUUAAUAAAUUAGGCUUCUUUUCUUUUCUAUUUUACCAAUAUGUCGUCCACAAUUAUUUUACUUUUGCAUUUGUUCUGCCUUGUUCAUUUACUGGAUCACAUAUAUCUAUUCUAAUAAUUUUAUCUAUCAUCUACGUUUAUACUCUACAACUUUCCUGUAUUCAAAUUCCUCACAGGCUAACUACAUCUUCCUGUAAUCGAAUUCUUUACAACCUUAUUUAUCAUUAGAUUGCAUCAUCAUCACAAUGAUUCAACUCAUUCUACACUAAA
Molecule: messenger RNA, 1198 nt
Organism: Chenopodium quinoa (quinoa)
Lineage: Eukaryota; Viridiplantae; Streptophyta; Magnoliopsida; Caryophyllales; Amaranthaceae
Product: probable calcium-binding protein CML43
Exons: 1
Coding region: 249-929 (226 amino acids)
Molecular function (GO): calcium ion binding
Source: RefSeq, a predicted model, not a curated record